AUUCUUUCCUUGGUUGAUGAAACUCGAUCGAUUUGAUAAAACCCAGAUCAAAUCUGUUGACAUUUUUCCAAAUUUCGAUGCUUUUUUGAGAUUGGGUUUCUCUUUCUUUUGAAUUAACUUAUCAGUUUCAGCGUUGCGCAGUUUUGUCCACAAAGUGUUUGUUGAAAUUCCUGAGAGAGAGAAGCUGGAAAUUGGGAAUUCCGUAAGAAAAUGAGAGAUUUUCCUUCUUGCUCCGGUGAAAAUGGCGUCCAGAUUGCGGAUUCUUCGUCUUCCUCGAGCGCUGGUAGAAAUGCUCAGAAUUUGGUCAUUUGCAUCUACCGAUGCCGCAUCCGAGGUAGGACUUGUAUGAUCACAGUCACAUGGACUAAGAAUCUGAUGGGUCAGUGUGUUACCGUGGGAGUUGAUGAUUCUUGCAACCGAAGUCUGUGUAAAGUUGAGAUUAAGCCGUGGCUCUUCACUAAACGAAAAGGGUCCAAGAAUCUAGAGGCGUAUGCCUGUAGUAUCGAUGUUUUCUGGGAUCUCUCGUCGGCUAAAUUCGGAUCCAGCCCUGAACCUUUAGGAGGGUUCUAUGUUGGAAUUGUUGUCGACAAAGAAAUGGUUCUUCUUCUUGGUGAUAUGAAGAAAGAGGCUUUUAAAAAGACGAAUGCUGCACCUUCUUCAUCUCUAGGUGCUGUGUUCAUUGCCAAGAAAGAGCAUGUCUUUGGCAAGAGAACGUUUUCAACUAAAGCUCAGUUUUCAGGUGAUGGCAAAACUCAUGAUCUUGUGAUCGAAUGUGACACCAGUAUCAGUGAUCCUUGUCUCAUUGUUCGUGUUGAUGGAAAGACCUUGAUGCAAGUGCAGCGGCUUCAUUGGAAGUUCCGUGGCAAUGAUACCAUAAUUGUCAAUAGGAUCUCUGUGGAAGUCCUCUGGGAUGUUCACAGUUGGUUUUUUGGGAUGCCAUCAUCACCAGGAAAUGCCGUGUUUAUGUUCAGGACUUGUCAAUCUGUUGAAAAGACCUGGUCUUUCACGCAGGUCCCCACAAGCUCGAAAUCUCAAAGUUUUGGGUUUUCAUUGAUUCUUAGCACCAUGCCACCUGGACCCCACUCCAACGUACCGUACCGGAAACCGGUUAAGACCCGAAUGUUGGAUUCUCCAGUUUUUCAAUAUAUUAAUGAACUCUCCCCAAUAGAGCCAGUAAAGCCAGCACGCCCAGAGAAUAUCUUGAACUCACUGGCUUUUACAUCUCCAUCAUCUCUAUUUAGUUCCCCGCAGUUAACCUCGUACCGAGAUUCCAGAUUUUCCAUCAAAAGGCAUCGUUCUCUAGAUCUAUCUAGUCCACUAGUUCUCAUUGGUGAGACUGUAAAAAACUCACCAGAUGCUCAGGAAGGUGUUAAGAUAUCUGAUCUAUGUGAGGAGCAGCUAAAGUGUAGACCUGAGCAGUUGGAAAAUGUUGCUGAAACCAAGUCAUUUAAGGAGCAGAUAAGCUUAGCAAUUGAGUUGGCGAAUUCAUUGAAACAGGCAAGGGAUGGAUGUGAUACUCAAAUGAUUUCUUGUGAUGAAGUACCAAUGGAUGCUGAAAAUGAAUUAGGAGGCUGUGGUGGAUCGAGAGAGCUGUCUGACGAGUUAUGUAGACACCCUAUUGAUCCACGUGACUUUGAUGAUGAUUCAGAUGGAGUACAUCAAACUGAAGAAAUGGAAGCUGAGAGUGGUUUUGGUCCAGAAGUAAUAAUGUUUGAUGUUGCUGGUAUCCAGAACAAUGAGCAACAGAUUCCAAGGACCGCAGAUCCUAGAUUUUAUUCUCUUGCUUCUGUGCCUCAGCAGUUUUCUAUCCUUUGUAAUAACUCAGCGAAUGUACUUGAGCCUGGAGGUUCUUGCAGUGUACAAGUUGCAGCUGGAGCUCCAGACAUUACUCUCAGCAGUUCCUCCAAAGUAGCAGCUAUUGUUUCAACUGCUGAAGCUGAAGACAAGGAAGAUAAAGACUUACAGCCCAGUCGCAAGCAACAAAGUGUAAGCAGGCGCUGCUUGACCUUUGACAUGGGAGGGUCUCACAAAAGGAUACCUUUGCGUGAUUCUACAAAUGAUCUUCCUCUUGAUUCUACCUCUAUCAACAAACCUCCUAGUCCACGAAAGUGUUUAGACACCUGUAAACAUGAUACUGAUGAGAUUCUACCCAUACCACGAACAAUUGGCCUGCACUUGAAUGGUUUCGUGAACCCCUCAGUCUCAAGUGGCCGAAAAAAAAACAAAAUCAAAGAUGGUCGGGUUUUUCCUCCUACAACAUUUCAUCAUAAUAAUGAAGAUGAAUUCUCAACUCCUGUCUCCACAAAAAGAGAUUUGGUAUUCAGUGAUGUCAAAAUCAUGGAGGCUCCUGAGAGAUCAAUGGAAGGAGAAUGUAUUGACCAACACAUGGCGAUAGAGAACAGGCAAUUGGCUCAAGGACUUGACAAACUUGGCAGCUGUAAGCGCUGUAAAUGUAAGAAAUCACAAUGCUUGAAGCUGUAUUGUGAAUGUUUUGCUGCUGGUCUAUACUGUGUUGAACCUUGUUCAUGUCAAAAUUGUUUCAAUAAGCCCAUUCAUGAAGACCUGGUUAUGAAAAGUCGUGAAGUGAUUGAAGCUCGCAACCCAUUAGCUUUUGCUCCAAAAGUGGUCUCCACUUCUGAUACUGCUAUAGAUUUAUGGGUCGAGAACAGCAAGACUCCUGCUUCAGCAAGACACACAAGAGGAUGCAACUGCAGGAAAUCCAACUGCUUAAAGAAAUAUUGUGAAUGCAAUUUGAUGGGCGUUCGAUGCUCCUCGAGCUGUAGAUGCAUAGGAUGCAAGAAUGUUUUUGGUCACACAGAUGAGAAAUGUGCGGGAGAAUCUGAUGCAGUAACAAACAAUGAUGAAGCUAAACAUUGUGGUGAUUCAAGGCAAAACGAAGAAACCUCAAACAGUGAGAGAAGGAACCGCUUGUUGCUCCCAGGUUCUGUAGCAUUCCGUUCCUUAACAUCACUGUCUGAACUUUGAGACUGACUACUCAGAAGCACCAUCUGAAGAACCAGGAGAAUCCUGUUAUGUUAUCACCAACGACUCAAUCAAUCAAAACCACUGUGUCUGGUACAGUUGCUCUAUUGGGUUUUGUUUGAUCUAUCUUUAUCUCACUUUGAUCUGUUAUUUCCAAGUAAGUCUAGUUUUGGUGUGUAUAUAUUACAAAUAUAUGUAUUGGAAGAUUUUUGCUUAGGAUGUGAAUGUGUGUUAUCUGUUUUGCUCUGCUAAUCUAGAAUUCUGUAGUGUUUGUUUUUCACUGAAGAAAGUUUUGUAAUGGUG
This is a messenger RNA of Arabidopsis arenosa, 3285 nucleotides long. The record is from the annotation of a GenBank genome assembly. NCBI's taxonomy places the organism in Eukaryota, Viridiplantae, Streptophyta, Magnoliopsida, Brassicales, Brassicaceae.